Messenger RNA from Jatropha curcas, 1217 nucleotides. Its product is annotated as auxin-responsive protein IAA31. Gene Ontology annotation, biological process: regulation of DNA-templated transcription. NCBI's taxonomy places the organism in Eukaryota, Viridiplantae, Streptophyta, Magnoliopsida, Malpighiales, Euphorbiaceae. The record is from RefSeq and is a predicted model, not a curated record. Gene Ontology annotation, cellular component: nucleus.
ACAACCGGGUCGGCUAAAAGUGAGGCAUUGAUACGGACACCUUGGCUACUGUUCCCUACAUGUCGCCUUUCCCGCCCACUCCGGACUUCCCUUUCUCCGUCUCUCUGUCCCUCUUUGGCCCCUCUUAGCUUAUUUACUAUAUUAUAAACUAGCCUUCAUCAUCGCAGCCUCCACAACAAACCCAGAGAACCCACCAUCAAAAUCCUCUCUUAACCCCAAAAACCCAUUACUGUAUUUAUUUAUUGGGAAAUCCUUUGUUUUCUUCUUGUUGGAUGAUGAUGAUGAUGAUGGAGCUUCAACUUGGUCUUGCUCUCGCUCUUCCAACCAAUACUACUACUACUAAGGGUUUUGACCUAAAUAGCUACGCUUUCGAGCCUAAGGACACGGCUGCCAACCGCCAGCUAUUUACCACCACCACAAAACGCAGUUUUCGCGAUGCCUUCGAGGAGAUACCGAACGAAGUGGAACCUCGAACUCUGCCUCUUUUGCAUUGGAAUAACCAGCCUAAUGAAGACGAUGGCCCUCAUAACACUUUCCCUUUUGCCAGAGAUGAAGGAGAAGGUGAUGGAAUAGUAGGGUGGCCGCCGAUUAAGUUCCGGAGGACAAAGAUUAGUCAUCGGCGACAAAAUAGUCGAGUAGACAGCAAUCGGACGGUGGAUAAUGGGUGUGUAGAUUGUUAUGGUAGAGCGUCGAACUCAAUGUAUAUCAAAGUCAAGAUGGAAGGAGUAGCCAUAGGAAGAAAAAUUGACCUUAGCAUCUAUAGUUCUUUUCAACCUCUUAAACAAGCCUUGUUUGAGAUGUUUGGUAUAUGUGAGGAAAAUUCAGAUAACUAUAAACUGACUUACCAGGACAGGGAAGGUGACUGGCUACUGGCUGAUGAUGAUGUAUCUUGGAGAAGUUUCAUUCGUUCGGUCCAACGCCUAAAAUUGAUGAGGAGAGGAGCAGCGGCCGGCGGGUGACUCACAUGCAUGAGUUCGAGGCUUUUUGGAUGGCUCAAACUUUUGUGUAAUAUGCUAAUUAAACCUAUAAUUAGCUGCUUAAUUAAUUAAUAUUAAUAGACCCAAAUCAAAUAAGAGAUGCAUGUAAGGGGUUUCUCCUCGAUCUAAGCUAAGGUAUAUAUAGUUUGAAUUUUGAAUGACUGUAUGUAACAUUUAGUUAAAUGGACAACAAGCUAGUUAGCUACUGUCUUCCUCUAUAAAUAUAAGUUGUUUUGAAGA